AUGGCGGAACACAACAUUGUCCUGUUUCCCGGCGAUCACUGCGGGCCAGAGGUCGUGGCCGAGGGUGUCAAGGUCCUCAAAACGCUUGAGCAGCAUCGGCCCAGCGCCGGCAAGUUUAUUCUCCAGGAGCAUCUGCUGGGCGGUUGCUCCAUCGACGCCACGGGCACGCCCCUGAGCGACGAGGCCCUCGCGGCGGCAAAGUCGGCCUCGGCGGUGCUGCUAGGGGCCAUCGGGGGACCGAAAUGGGGCACGGGGGCGGUGCGGCCGGAGCAGGGGAUCCUGCGGCUGCGCAAGGAGAUGGGCACGUACGGCAACCUGCGGCCGUGCUUCUUCGCGUCGGAGGCGCUGGUGGACGCGUCGCCGCUCAAGCCCGACGUGUGCCGCGGCACCGACUUCGUCAUUGUGCGCGAGCUCACGGGCGGCAUCUACUUCGGCGACCGCAAGGAGGACGACGACGGCUCCGGCAGCGCGUGGGACGUCGAGGCCUACCAGCGCGCCGAGGUGGAGCGCGUCGCGCGCCUCGCUGGCUUCUUGGCCCGCGGCAGGGGCGAUGCCAGGGUCUGGUCGCUCGACAAGGCGAAUGUGCUGGCGACGAGUCGUCUGUGGCGGCGCGUCAUGACGGAGACGUUUGAGCGCGAGUUUCCCGACCUCGGCCUCGAGCACCAGCUCAUCGACAGCGCCGCCAUGAUCAUGGUCAAGAAGCCCACGUCGCUCAACGGCGUCGUCGUCACCAGCAACCUCUUUGGCGACAUCAUCAGCGACGAGGCCAGCGUCAUCCCCGGCAGCAUCGGCCUCCUGCCCAGCGCCAGCCUCAGCGGCAUCCCCGACGGCAAGAGCCGCUGCAGCGGCAUCUACGAGCCCAUCCACGGCUCCGCCCCGGACAUCUCGGGCCAGGGCAUCGUCAACCCCAUCGGCACCAUCCUUUCCGUCGCCAUGAUGCUCCGCUACUCCCUCAACCUCCCCGACGAGGCCCAGGCCAUCGAGGCCGCCGUCAAAAAUGCCCUCGACGGCGGCCUGCGCACAAAGGACCUGGGCGGCAGCGCCAGCACCAAGGAAGUGGGCGACGAGGUCGCCAGGCAGCUCGUCGCCAUCCUCCAGGCCUCUUGA
Molecule: messenger RNA, 1107 nt
Organism: Hirsutella rhossiliensis
Lineage: Eukaryota; Fungi; Ascomycota; Sordariomycetes; Hypocreales; Ophiocordycipitaceae
Product: isocitrate/isopropylmalate dehydrogenase domain-containing protein
Exons: 5
Coding region: 1-1107 (368 amino acids)
Biological process (GO): L-leucine biosynthetic process
Cellular component (GO): cytosol
Molecular function (GO): NAD binding; magnesium ion binding; 3-isopropylmalate dehydrogenase activity
Source: RefSeq, a predicted model, not a curated record